This is a messenger RNA of Closterium sp. NIES-65, 3297 nucleotides long. The record is from the annotation of a GenBank genome assembly. NCBI's taxonomy places the organism in Eukaryota, Viridiplantae, Streptophyta, Zygnematophyceae, Desmidiales, Closteriaceae.
AUGGACGUGGACGUGGACGUGGACGUAAACGUGGACGUCGACAUGGUCGUGGGCGUGGACAUGGACAUGGACGUGGACGUGGACAUGGACAUGGACGUGGACGUGGACGUGGACGUGGACGUGGACGUGGAUGUGGACAUGGACGUGGACGUGGACGUGGACAUGGACGUGGACGUGGACAUGGAGGUGGACGUGGACAUGGACCUGGACGUGGACGUGGACGUGGACAUGGACGUGGACGUGGACAUGGACGUGGAUAUGGACGUGGACGUGGACAUGGACAUGGACAUGGACGUGGACGUGGACAUGGACGUGGACGUGGACAUGGACAUGGACGUGGACGUGGACAUGGACAUGGACGUGGACGUGGACGUGGACGUGGACGUGGACGUGGACAUGGACGUGGACGUGGACAUGGACGUGGAUAUGGACGUGGACAUGGACAUGGACAUGGACAUGGACAUGGACGUGGACGUGGACAUGGACGUGGACGUGGACAUGGACGUGGACGUGGACGUGGACGUGGACGUGGACAUGGACGUGAACGUGGACGUGGACGUGGACAUGGACGUGGACGUGGACAUGGACGUGGACGUGGACGUGGACGUGGACGUGGACGUGGACGUGGACGGGGACGUGGACGUGGACGUGGACGUGGACAUGGACAUGGACGUGGACCUGGACGUGGACGUGGACGUGGACAUAGACGUGGACGUGGACGUGGACGUGGACAUGGACGUGGACGGGGACGUGGACGUGGACUUGGACGUGGACGUGGACGUGGACAUGGACAUGGACGUGGACGUGGACGUGGACGUGGACAUGGACGUGGACCUGAACAUAGACCUGGACGUGGACGUGGACGUGGACGUGGACGUGGACAUGGACGUGGACGUGGACAUGGAAGUGGACGUGGACGUGGACGUGGAUGUGGACGUGGACGUGGACAUAGACGUGGACGUGGACGUGGACAUGGAGGUGGACGUGGACGUGGACGUGGACGUGGACGUGGACGGGGACGUGGACGUAGACGUGGACGUGGACGGGGACGUGGACGUAGACGUGGACGUGGAGGUGGACGUGGACGUGGACGUGGACAUAGAGGUGGACGUGGACGUGGACGUGGACAUGGACAUGGACGUGGACGUGGACAUGGACGUGGACGUGGACGUGGACGUGGACGUGGACGUGGUCGUGGACGUGGACGUGGACGUGGUCGUGGACGUGGUCGUGGACGUGGACGUGGUCGUGGACGUGGACGUGGACGUGGACGUGGACGUGGUCGUGGACGUGGUCGUAGACGUGGACGUGGAGGUGGUCGUGGAGGUGGUCGUGGACGUGGACGUGGAGGUGGUCGUAGACGUGGACGUGGACGUGGACGUGGACGUGGACGUGGACGUGGACGUGGACGUGGACAUGGACGUGGACUUGGACGUGGAGGUGGUCGUGGUCGUGGACGUGGACGUGGACGUGAACGUGGACGUGGAGGUGGUCGUAGACGUGGACGUGGAGGUGGUCGUGGAGGUGGUCGUGGUCGUGGUCGUGGUCGUGGACGUGGACCUGGACGUGGACGUGGUCGUGGUCGUGGUCGUGGUCGUGUCACGUGUACGUGGACAUGGACGUGGACGUGGUCGUGGACGUGGUCGUGGUCGUGGUCGUGGACGUGGGCGUGGACGUGGACGUGGACGUGGACGUGGACGUGGACUGGUCGUGGACGUGGACGUGGGCGUGGACGUGGACGUGGACGUGGACGUGGACAUGGUCGUGGACGUGGGCGUGGACGUGGACGUGGACAUGGUCGUGGACGUGGACGUGGACGUGGUCGUGGACAUGGACGUGGACGUGGAAGUGGGCGUGGACGUGGACGUGGACGUGGAUGUGGACCUGGUCGUGGACGUGGACGUGGACGUGGACGUGGACGUGGACGUGGACGUGGACGUUGACGUGGACGUGGACGUGGUCGUGGACGUGGACGUGGACGUGGACUUGGACGUGGACCUGGUCGUGGACGUGGACGUGGACGUGGACGUGGACGUCGACGUGGACGUGGACCUGGUCGUGGACGUGGACGUGGACGUCGACGUGGACGUGGACAUGGUGGACGUGGAGGUGGACGUGGAGGUGGACGUGGAGGUGGACGUGGAGGUGGACAUGGAGGUGGACGUGGACGUGGAGGUGGAGGUGGACGUGGACGUGGAGGUGGAGGUGGACGUGGACGUGGACGUGGACGUGGACGUGGACAUGGUCGUGGACGUGGACGUGGACGUCGACGUGGACUUGGACGUGGACCUGGUCGUGGACGUGGACGUGGACGUCGACGUGGACGUGGUCGUGGACGUGGACGUGGACGUGGACGUGGACUUGGACGUGGACCUGGUCGUGGACGUGGACGUGGACAUGGUCGUGGACGUGGACGUGGACGUGGACGUGGACGUGGACAUGGUCGUGGACGUGGACGUGGACGUGGACGUGGACCUGGUCGUGGAUGUCGACGUGGACGUCGACGUGGACGUGGACAUGGUGGACAUGGUCGUGGACGUGGACGUGGACGUGGACAUGGACGUGGAGGUGGACAUGGUCGUGGACGUGGACGUGGACGUGGAUGCGGACGUGGACGUGGACGUGGAGGCGGACGUGGACGUGGACGCGGAGGCGGACGUGGACGUGGACGUGGAGGCGGACGUGGACGUGGAGGUGGAGGUGGACGUGGACGUGGAGGUGGACGUGGACGUGGACGUGGAGGUGGACGUGGAGGUGGACGUGGAGGUGGACGUGGACGCGAACGCGGACGUGGACGUGGACGUGGACGUGGACGUGGACGUGGACAUGGACGUGGACGUUGACGUGGACGUGGACGUGGACGUGGUCGUGGACGUGGACGUGGACGUGGACGUUGACGUGGACGUGGACGUGGACCUGGUCGUGGACGUGGACGUGGACGUGGACGUGGACGUGGACAUGGUCGUGGACGUGGACGUGGACGUGGACGUGGACAUGGUCGUGGACAUGGACAUGGACGUGGACGUGGACGUGGACGUGGACGUGGACCUGGACAUGGACGUGGACAUGGUCGUGGACAUGGACGUGGACGUGGACGUGGACGUGGACGUGGACGUGGAGGUGGACGUGGAGAUGGACGUGGAGGUGGACGUGGAGGUGGAGGUAGACGUGGACGUGGACGUGGAGGUGGACGUGGACGUGGCAUGGACGUGGACGUGGACAUGGACGUGGACGUGGACGUGGACGUGCACGUGGACGUGGACGUGGAAGUGGACAUGGACGUGGACAUGGACGUAG